Centropristis striata (black sea bass) is the source of this 9517-nucleotide messenger RNA. It is a transcript of the gene mpripa, whose product is annotated as 227 kDa spindle- and centromere-associated protein. Gene Ontology annotation, biological process: actin filament organization. Gene Ontology annotation, molecular function: actin filament binding. Lineage: Eukaryota; Metazoa; Chordata; Actinopteri; Perciformes; Serranidae. The record is from RefSeq and is a predicted model, not a curated record. Bases 752 to 8170 code for a protein of 2472 amino acids. Gene Ontology annotation, cellular component: actin cytoskeleton. The transcript is spliced from 26 exons.
CCCGUCUCCCCACUGUACUGGCUGUGCGGCCCAAGCGAGGAUUUUCACGAAAACAUCAACCGCAGACUGCGUACCAGUGCCAGCGGGGACGGUGCUACGACGAACGGGACCCAACGCUAUGGAUCCAACGGCGUGACAGCCGAGUCUAUGGCGUUUUUAAAGUUGGAUAACGGUGUUCGGCCUUAAAGAGAGACGUGAGAAGCGCGUAACAGAUUUAACGGCAAUGAAUGCGGUAUCACUUGUUAGAUAGAGAGACAGAGAGAGGGGCCAAAGUGGACUCCCUCCCCUCGGUACAACCGCUCCGCCCGAUGGAGGCUGACGGGACCUUUGCAUUGAGCUCCAGGCCCGGAAUGUCACCUGUGAAACGUCGACACCUCGCCGGAGGAUCUAAUUAAGAAAAAGACCGCGCACACCUGUCUGCGCUCUCGAGGACAACUUCUUAGUAAGGCUGUUUACAACAACAAAAGUUAGCAGGUCAACGUUAGCUGCGGGAGGCGACCCCUCGCGCAAAAUGACUAUCAUAGAUAUCACUUAACGAGAGGUUACUCACCGCCUCAGGUAACAUAGCACAGGUGAACAGCGCACUAUUUUAUGGACUUCUUUCUUCUGGCAGGUUUGUUUUAGAAAGUUGUCUUAUUAUAUUUAACCAGCAGUAAGUUCAGUCCAACUGAUUUGGCUGCAAGAAUUGAGCAGAAGAAGAACUUUUUGUCAUUUUUUUCACCGCUUCAAGUGUCGCCUUUUCCCGUCAACCAUGUCACUCAAAGACAAUCCUUGCAGGAAAUUUCAAGCCAACAUUUUCAACAAAAGUAAAUGCCAGAACUGCUUCAAGCCCAGAGAAUCACAUCUGCUGAACGACGAAGACUUAAAUCAGGCAAAACCUAUAUAUGGAGGAUGGUUGCUGCUGGCACCAGAAGGAACAAAUUUUGACAAUCCGUUACACAGAUCUCGGAAAUGGCAGAGGAGGUUCUUCAUCCUUUAUGAGCAUGGCUUACUUCGCUAUGCUCUGGACGAAAUGCCCAGCACCCUACCCCAGGGUACCAUCAAUAUGAACCAGUGCUCCGACGUCAUCGAUGGAGAGUCCAGGACGGGUCAGAAGAACUCUCUGUGCAUCCUGACCCCUGAGAAAGAGCACUUCAUACGGGCUGAGUGUAAAGAAAUUAUCAAUGGGUGGCAGGAGGCUCUGACCGUAUAUCCCAGGACCAACAAGCAGAACCAGAAGAAAAAACGCAAGGUUGAUCCACCCACUCACCAGGGUGGAGAAACUGCAAGCCAGUGUUUUUCCACUGAAGACAUGAAUGGACAUCCAGAACCCGGCCCCGCCAAGGUGACAGUGACGAGCAGCAGCAGCGGGGGAAGCAUCCCUUGCCUGCCCAGCAGCAUUGCCAGUGCCGAGCGUGUCCCCAUGAGUCGUGCCACUCUGUGGCAGGAGGAGAGCCGCUGGAGCAGGGCCACCAUCCCCUGCAGCCGCAGUGCCUCCUGUCUCAGCCAGCUGAGCCAGAGCCAACCAGACUCCAGUCUCACUACUCAAGACGACGGCGGCACCAUGAGCACUGGACGCAAGGUACGGGUGGAGAGCGGUUACUUUUCCCUGGAGAAGACCAAGUCUGAGCCUGCUCCACAGUCUGCACAGCACUCUCAUCUGCCCCAGCCCCCCCAGCAUCUGCCCCUUUCCUCUUCAGCAUCUUCCUCCUCUUUAGGAGCUCUCAGUCCCAGGUACAACUCUGAAUCCGAAUCCCAAACUUCCCCCUUUCAACCCUCCCAAGAUCCUCUCCCUUCUCCAGGUGCGCUUGUUUCCCCCAGCUACUCCACCAUCAGCUCCUCCCAGAGCUCGCUGGACUCCGAGCCCAGCGGGUCCACGCCCACCUGGGAGGGACGCGGCGGUGGUGGAGGAAGCACCGGUAGUGUUAGUGGUGGCGGAGGCAGAGUGGGCAGGCCCGGCAGGGAGUACACAUCGCUGUCCGAUGUGCCACGGGCUCGCAGACUGAGUUACCGCGAAGCCUUCCGCUCAGAAAAAAAGCGCCAAGAGCUGAGGGCACGGACACGGAGUCCUGGCAGGGAGGAGGUGGCUCGGCUGUUUGGGCAGGAGCGCAGGCGUUCUCAAAUCAUUGGCCGAUUCGAGGAGGGCCAUCCUGUCGAGCGCAUGGACACAAGCGGCUCCACUGAGCCCUCCGCUAACACCACGCUAAUCCAGAGACAAGGCCGCAGCGAGAGACGCUGUCUGGCCAACAAACAUGAGUCACUGGAUGCAGGAAAGGACCGUUCAGUCCCUGAUGUGUCCAGCUCCACUUUCGCUAAUUUAAGAAGAGCCAAGUCACUGGACCGAAGAGUCACAGAGUCCUCAAUGACUCCAGAUCUGCUGAACUUCAAAAAAGGAUGGAUGACAAAGCUGUAUGAAGAUGGAAUGUGGAAGAAACACUGGUUUGUCCUUACAGAUCAGAGUUUGAGGUACUACAAGGACUCAAUAGCCGAGGAGGCUUCAGAACUAGAUGGCGAGAUCGACCUCUCUACAUGUUACGAUGUCAAAGAGUUCCCGGUUCAGAGGAAUUACGGGUUCCAAAUCAUGUGUAAAGAGGGAGCGUGCACCCUGUCAGCCAUGACCUCUGGAAUCCGUCGCAACUGGAUUCAGGCCAUCAUGAAGAAUGUGCGACCCACUAUUGCCCCCGAUGUCACUCGGAAAAACAUCUCACUGAAACUAUCCGUUCUGAAGCCCAGAUCCCUCCCUGAGGAGAAGAUAAAUACCCACGUGAUGCUGGAGCCGUGUCCACAGGUCACUCCUGAGCCAAGCCCCAGUCCUGAGGCCCCCAGGUCUAAUGUCCACACGCAGUCAGCAGGGAACAAUGCCUCCGAGCCCCGCAAAAGCAGAGUUCGUGAGCGCAGGCGAGAGGGUCGCUCCAAGACUUACGACUGGUCUGAGUUCAAAAUGGAACAGACGGGAAAGUCUGUAAAGGAGCGAGCAGACACAGUUGAUCUCAGCUCCUCAUACUCUACAACAUCCUCUUAUUGCUCUCCCUCCUCUUCCCCUUCCUCAUUAGCAUCCUCUCCUGUCUCUACCUCCUCCCUUCAAACCUCAUCAAGUGCUCACCCACCUCCUGUGACAGCAGAUGCAGAAAAGGAGAGUCUUAGGAGGGCACAUAGCACAACCAGUGCGACCCACAUGCCAAAUACUGUUACUGUCACCAUGAGCUCCUCGCUAAACACCACACCACCGGUACAGCCAUCGACACCUGAAAGCCAAGAGCAAGGAAAGAUGGAAGUAGACCAUCCUAUAGCCGUUCAUCCUGCAAGUGACGAUAAAAAGGACAGCAGAACGUCAGAUGUCCAAGUAGAGAUUGAGCAGCGAUGGCAUCAGGUGGAGACAACACCGUUAAGAGAAGAGAAGCAAGUGCCCAUCAACACAGCUUCAAGAAACUCUGAGAGAUUGCCUGCUCAUGAGCUUGCGGCGCUGCUCGACAAAGAGUUGGGACAGAAGCAGCAGGAGCUGGACCGACUACAGAAGCAAAACAACGAUUUAAAAGAGCAGUUGGAAGAUGCACUAGGGAGAGAACAAAGUGCCAGAGAAGGCUAUGUACUGCAGAACGCAACACCCCCUUCCUCUUCACCGCGCAGAGUGCCAUGGCAACACCUGCACAAGCUUAAUCAAGAUUUGCAGGGCGAGUUGGAGACCCAAAAGCACAAGCAGGACCUUGCUCAGCAGCAGAUCCGAACACUUAAGAGAAGCUACACUGAAGCCCAGGAGGCAGUAGACCACCAUGAGUCUGGUAUUCAGGCCCUGCAGGCCAAACUGGCAUCUGCCAUGGCGGAAAUCUUGGCCAGUGAACACGCUGUGGCCAGGAUGCGCAAUGAACUCAAGAUAGAACAGGAGCGUUCAAAGGAACAUGAAGAGGAAUAUGGCCGCAGUGAGGCCACCCUUCGAGCCCAGCUAAAGGAGAGUGAAGAUAGACUCCGUGAAGUAGAGGCCAGCCUCUUAGAGAGAAACCAGGCCCUUAGGCACCUGGAGCGCCAGCAGGCCGUGCAACGAGACCACAUGAGAGAGAUACAGAGGCUGCAGGAGAGGCUGCAAGAGGUGACCGCUCGGCUAGGUGCUACUGAAGAGGGUCAGGCACUGAAGGAGGAGCGCCUGAGGAAGGAGCAGCACUCCAUGCAAGAGAAUCAUGAGAGGGAGAGACAGAAUCUGUGUAGAAGAUUAGCUGAGGCUCAAACUGCACAGAGAGAGAUGCAGAACCGACUGUUGGAGGCUGAGGAGCAGGUGGAGGCCCUGUUAAGAGGGCGGCAGGCCUCUGGAGGAAAGGAAUGCAGGGAGGAAAUGCUGAAGUUACAAGAGGAGCUGGCCGUGAAGACCAACAUGGUUGAGUCACUGAGGGAGAGUGUGCGUAGGCUGGAAGAAGAGAAAGGCCAUCUUACUUGCCGCUGUCAGGAGCUUAUUAACCAGAUUGCAGAAGCAGACCGUGAGGUGAAUAAGCUCCGCAAUCGUCUGGAAACGGAAGAGGCUGAUUAUUACACCCUGGAGCACUCGUAUGAGAGGGCUACCCAGGAGUUUCAGAAAAUGAGCCAGUUCCUCAGAGAAAAAGAGGAGGAGAUCCGGCAGACUAAGGAGAUGUAUGAGAGGCUGGUGGAACGCAAGGAAGAGGAUUUGAAAGAGGCCCUUGUUAAAAUGGCAGCACUUGGCAGCAGCUUGGAGGAAACUGAACAAAAGUUGCAAGCAAAGGAGGACCUUCUUUGUCAAAUGAGUCAAAGUCUUUUAGAUAAGGUUGAGCCCUGUAGCGCUGAGAAGGAUCUGAAAGCCAAGCUUGUGGUUGCAGAGGACCGCAUUGCGGAGCUAGAGCAGCAUCUCAAUGCCCUGCAGCUGGGCUACGCUGACCUACGUGUAGAGAGGCAGCAAAUCCCAGAACAGAGCAAGAAGGCAAGGCUUAAAGCCUCGGCCUCCUUAGCAGCAAACACAGAACACUUACUAUCCUAUGAUAAGACAUCCAAGACAGAGAACUCCUCAGAUGAUAAGGAAUCUCAAGCCAAGAGACCAAGGAUACGUUUUUCAAGUAUUCAGUGCCAAAAAUACAUGACUAUAGAAGGCAUGGACACGAGCCAUCUGAGUAGUACCUUUGGAGACACAGGACAAAAAGUUAAUGAGGAUGUAACUGAAGACAUCCAUGUAAGUGAAGGAAACAUCUCCCCUGAUGUCCCCUUCUCUCACAGUAGUGACCCAGAGAAGUUUAUUUCUAUCAUACAUGCCCUAGAGACUAAACUGCUAGCCACUGAGGAUAAACUCAGAAAUCUCACACAGAACCUAGAGGAGCAACGAUUCAUCGAAGCAGAAGACAUGUCCAAGAUUGAUUUAAAGAUUGCAGAAACAAAGCCGAACCCCGAUAAGGGGCAGAGCAGUGCUGCCAAUAAGCAUUAUGCCAAGGCCCUGGUGUGUGUGGAAAAUAGUCGAGAGAAAGUCAAGACUAUUCUCAACGGCUCUCAUGAUACCACUGAUUCACAGCUGCACUCAUUGUCAGAGAUAGAGAGCGAUUUGUUCAAUGCAUCAUUGUACAUCCAACAAGGACAAAAGACAUUGGAAGAACAAUCCCCAGUUGUCCAUAAAAAUCAAACCCCAGAGACUCUAGAUAAAGAAGCUUUGCACCUCUUUGCCAAAACGUUAUCGUAUGAGGCUAUCGUUUUGAACAAGAUGGCUUUGUUAAUACAGACUUCAAAGUCUGAACUCCUCCAAUCUCUUGCAGAGAUAUGGGAAGACAUGGAGAACGUUAAAAGAGGUGACAAAGAUUGCUUGGCAAUAGUUUAUGCUGAUGUCCUGACUAGGAAGUUGAUGUUAGAGAGUGCUUUCUGGAAAGAAUUGGAGAAAGCUGACACGGAUGUUGCUAAAUCCAAAGAGGGCAGCGUUUCGGCUGAUGUAGAUGUUGAUACCACCGUUAUAUUUAACACCUUCAUUAAAGCAGAGCUAGCCUACUCUAUUCAAAACCUUAAACUUUGCUAUGAAGAGAAAUUCCAAAUACUGAAAAGGGAGUUGACAGAAGCUCAUGAUAACCUGCAUAAAAGGGAAAUGGCUCUGAAAGCAAUUAUUGAAGCUUCCAAGAGGCCUGAUUUGAAAAAUGUCAUAAAAGAAGUCAAAAAUAACUUUGGGUUUAGUAAACAAAAGUUGGCAGACAUUCGCCCCCCUGAACUUGCUCCCUACAUGGAGCAGAUUGAGAUGGAAGAAGCUAGAGGCUUGGCGGAGGAAAUUGUAGACAGACACUUGGCUGGAGAAAUGCCUUCUUGUGGCGUAGACUCUAUUGAAUCACUGCGAAAUGCACAUGAAAACCUGGCCAAUGAGCUUCAAAGACAAGCCACAAUCCUCCAUAAGUAUGCUCAAGAGAUAGAAAGUGGUGGGAACCAUCCUGGACUGGCUAAAAUGAUCCAUGCCCUUCUGGGCCACCAAGCAUCACAUAAUGUCACAAGUACCUCUCUCUGUAUGCGCGAAGCCCUAAUCCAGGCUCAAGUGGCUUAUGUGGCAUGCAGGUUGCGGGCCAUGCAUGAGCAAGACUUGGGCUGGUGCAAACAGACAGGUCAGAACAUGGAUGCACUGGUCCAGCAGCACGCCUCCAAUGUCAGCGCAAUCCAGGAGAAAUAUGAAGCAUCUUUACAGGGCGAGCACCUGAACUUCACACAAACCGUGUCCACUCUCCAGAAGGAGAACGAUACGCUAAAGAGUGAGAUCAGCAAACGUGUGAACCAGCUCUCCCAGCAGCAGGUGCAACUGGCUUUCCUGGAGGAGCAUUUCCAGAAGGAGACCGAAGAGAUGAAGCACAGGCACAAGCAAGAAUUAAGCCGAGCCGAGAAAGGCCGUGCCUCAACAGAGCUGGCUCUCAUGGAGACAACAGCGGACAGUCAACGAAAGCUAGAAGUUCUGCUGGUGGACAUGGACACAAUGGAGGAGCGGCACGAGGGUCAUGUGCGGAAACUGGAGGAGCAGUUUGAACAGCGGAUCUGUGAGCUCCAGCAUAUGCACAAACAGGAGAUUGAGAAGUUACAUUCCCAGCCGCCUCCUUGUGACGACGCCGCAACACCAAUGGAAGAGGAGGAGCAGGGGAAGGGGGACAGUGUACAGACCAUGUCAGAGGUGGACUCCAUGGUGGUUCUGAAGGACCGGAUCCAGGAGCUGGAGGCUCAGAUGAGCACCAUGAAGGAUGAACUGGAGAACAAGCAUCUAGAAGGAGAUGUGGCCAGCCUGAGAGAGAAAUACCAGAGAGACUUUGAAAGUCUUAAGGCCACUUGUGAACGUGGCUUUGCAGCAAUGGAAGACACACACCAGAAAGUGAUUCAUGACAUCCAGAGGCAGCAUCAGAGGGAGAUCUCCAAACUUAUGGAAGAGCGAGAGAGACUAUUGGCUGAGGAGACUGCUGCCACAAUUGCUGCUAUUGAAGCAAUGAAGAAUGCUCACAAGGAGGAAAUGGAGAAGACCCAUCGUUCCCCACUGAGUGGGCUGAAUUCUGACAUCGAUGAACUUCGCUUACAAUAUGAGGAGGAGCUGCAGUCCACCCAGAGAGAACUGGAGGUGCUGUCGGAGCAGUACUCUCAGAAAUGUCUGGAGAACGCUCACCUGGCCCAGGCACUGGAGGCCGAGAGGCAGGCCCUCAGGCAGUGUCAGAGAGAGAACCAGGAGCUGAACGCUCACAACCAGGAGUUAAAUAAUCGACUGACUACAGAGAUCACUCGAAUGCGCUCCUGUUUCAGCGGUGAAACAGCGCUGUCACCACUUACCCAGGGCAAAGACGUGUAUGAACUGGAGGUGUUGCUACGAAUUAAGGAGUCCGAAAUCCAGUAUCUCAAACAGGAAAUCCACUCUUUGAAAGAUGAACUGCAGUCUGCUUUGAGGGACAAGAAAUAUGCCACCGACAAAUAUAAGGACAUCUAUACAGAGCUCAGCAUUGUGAAAGCAAAGGCUGACUGUGACAUCAGUAAACUGAAGGAGAAGCUGCUCAUUGCCACAGAAGCUUUAGGCGAGAGGACCGUUGAUGGAUCGGUCACAUCUGGAUAUGAUAUCAUGAAAUCAAAAAGUAAUCCAGAUUUCCUGAAAAAGGAACGAUCAACAACCUCCAAACAAUCAAGAGGCUUAAGGUCAAAGAGCCUGAAAGAGGGACUGACUGUGCAGGAGCGAAUGAAGCUUUUUGAGGCAAAAGAUUCCAAAAAGAUUUGAACAUCAAGAAUCUGAAGUUUUGUUUCUUUUUCCCUGACCUCGGAUUUCUGGUCAGGUUGCUUCGGCCACGCCAGCAUUAGCUGAAGACUCUUUUAGGAAAUGGAAAAAAAGAAAAUAAUCAAGGUCAAUUCUAAACUUGGACCUGCUGCUUCCAUGCCUCUGAUAAGUUGUCAUUUUUUUUUUUUUUUUUUUUUUUUUUUUUUAGUUAAUUAAUGGAAAAAAGUUUUACUGAAUCGAUCCUGUGUUAGGUUCCUUUUAAAAUAAAUCCAUAGAUGUAUAAUCUGUCCAAUAUGGAGAUGUGUCAAAUAAGCUGUGAGAGGGAUACAUAACAGCAUUUUUAUUGAUCCUCCAAAAUGCCAAAACAGACAGCAAUACACAUUAUGAAUAAUAUAUAUUUCCCAAUAUGAAUUAAGUAUCUGCUGUAUUUUAUUAUUGUUACAGUUUCUAUAUCUAAUAAUUUUUAAUGUGUUUAAUGUUGCACCGGUUCUGUUGUACAUAACUACUACUGGAUAUAUGUAAGAGUAUGGUUUGCUAUUGAUCGUUGGGGCAUCUGCUGUACUAUAACUAUGGUUUGAUUGAUAGUGGAGAACAAUGUGAUGCUUAACUUGCUUACGUAUGAGAGUUUUAUAAAAUGGAGUGUCUGUGUGUGAAGGGGGAAGGGGGGUGGGAUUGCACUUAUCACUUGACUACUUGAGCAAGCUUUUUUGUCAAAUUGGUGUAGUGACUUCAAGUCAAAUAUUGCAGUGCAACCAAACAUCCUGACUUCUGUCAAAUUUAGUGGACAACCGUGAAUUGUUAGUGAUACUGGAUUUUUUAAAAGUUUCUUAAAACCUGGAUUUGUGUUUGCUCAGUUUUGACUUUGGUGUGAGAAUAUCAUCUCAGAAAAAAAUAAGAAAAAAAAACGAACUAUUUAGGACUUUGCAUGACUGUACAGCAUCAUUUGAAUUGCAGGAUGAUCAUGUUGCCUCAUUUUCCUACUUUAUGCUUAAGUGUGGAUCUCUUAACACUAAUAAGCUUUGCUUUGCAAGUCCUACUGUUUAGGUGUUGAGAUUGAAAUGUUUUACUGUAAGCGGCAGUCUUGAAGCACUUGGCCCAAUCCCUGACCUCUCACUGAAAUCUAGUCGUGCCUCAACUGAGUGAAGAAUAUAAACAUCCAUGAAACCUGUGCAGCUAUGAUACACACUGUAUAGUAUUCAAACCACGCCUUGUAUAUAUAUAUGCCACACGGAAGACUUCUGUGUUUUGUUUUAAACUUGUACCUUGCUCACUAGCUCUAUAUUAAAUAUAUAUGAAUAUUUUUUAUUUUCAUUUGAAUGUAUAACGUCAAAUAAAUGAAGUGUUUGGAAA